Messenger RNA from Elgaria multicarinata webbii, 2570 nucleotides. RefSeq names its product progesterone receptor membrane component 2 (gene PGRMC2). Gene Ontology annotation, cellular component: endoplasmic reticulum; endomembrane system; membrane. Bases 110 to 736 code for a protein of 208 amino acids. The record is from RefSeq and is a predicted model, not a curated record. NCBI's taxonomy places the organism in Eukaryota, Metazoa, Chordata, Lepidosauria, Squamata, Anguidae. The transcript is spliced from 3 exons.
GCCCCUGACCAAUCGGGGCUGGGCAAGGCAAGAAGCAGACUGCGUCCCGCCUCCGCCUCCCGGUGUGGGGCGGAGCGGUUGCUUUCAGGCAGGCGCUGGCUGGGCAGUGAUGGCGGACGAUGGGGAUGGGAAGCUAAGGAUUGAGCGAGGCGGCGGCAGCGGCGGGAUCUCGGAGGACACGGCGGCGACGGCCGCCGCCGCCAGCUGGCUCGGGGGAAGCUGCCUUGACAUGUUGUUGAGCUUGACGGGGCUGGUGAUCGCGGCGUUUGUGGCCUAUCAGCUCUACAAGCGCUGGGGCAAAAGGAGCGGAGCGGGGGGCGCGGCGCAGCAGAGCCAGGCCGAAUCCCUGCCCCGUAUGAAGCGGCGGGACUUCACGCUGGAGCAGCUGCGCGAGUACGACGGCGCGCGCACGCCCCGCAUCCUCCUGGCCGUCAACGGCAAAGUCUUCGAUGUGACCAAAGGCAGCAAGUUCUACGGGCCCGAGGGUCCUUAUGGAAUAUUUGCUGGCAGAGAUGCCUCAAGGGGACUAGCAACUUUCUGCCUAGAAAAAGAUGCACUCAGAGAUGAAUAUGAUGACCUAUCAGACUUAAAUGCUGUACAAAUGGAAAGUGUUAGAGAAUGGGAAAUGCAAUUUAAAGAAAAAUAUGACUAUGUAGGUAGACUCCUAAAGCCAGGUGAGGAACCAUCAGAAUAUACAGAUGAGGAAGAUACCAAGGAUCACACUAAACAGGAUUGAACUUUGUAUAUCACCAAAGUCAGGGGCCUUUGGAACUGCAAUCUCUUAUUCCCCAUCAAGAAUACCCUUUGUCUUGGGGUAGAAUUCAUCUGCUGUAGAAAACAACUCAAUGGGUUUUGUACAAGAUCAUCCUCAAUGAAGAUUUGAUUACUAGGCAUUAUUUAUGCUGCCAAACAUUUUGUUGUUGCAGUUUAACUGUAAUGUCUGGAAAGACUUCAUUAAUGAAAUGGGGUCAGGGAUUUAAGAUGCAAAGAAAGCUAUUCCUUUUAGCAUGUUGAAGCCUUUGAACAGUUUGUUAUUUACAAGCUUAAGUGUUUCAUAUGUCAUUUUUUACUCCUUUGGCGCUAAAUGGAAAACCUAGUUGUUUUAAAGGAUCCCAACUAAAUUUGGCUACUGAAACAUUAAUAAAUGGGAAUACUCAAACUAGUUUGUGGGCCAUUGGUUUCUGUGGCAGAAAGUUACUUCAGACCUCUGCAAAUUACAGGGUUUCAAAUAGAUUCUCCUGAAGGAUAGAGGAAAAUUUCUCUGCAGACGCUAUCAUUUGAAACCAGCCUUCUAUGCUUUUCCUUCCCCUCAAUCAAAUCGGAAUAAUUGUGCCUUAUUUCACUUAGAGACUUGAAUUGUUUUAAGGGAAAAACCCAAAUGUGACAUGAGUCACUAAAAGCAGCAUUGAGGACUGGUUAGACCAUUCGGUUGACUGGAAAACAUUGAUGUCAUUCUGUAUAUAGAAUGUAAAGGAAAACUCAGUGUUACUGCCAUAUAUAUAUAUAUAUGUUAAUAUACAUAAACUUAAUUAGCAGUGUAAUGGCCAAAUGCUUCCUCUUUGCUUUUUAAAUAAGCCCACCUCUUCUCUUUUCCUUCUCCAGGGAGCUCCCUAAAUCUGAGGAGCCUAGCCUCAUAUCUUUUUGAAGUGAAGGGUGUGCAUGGGUGUGGGUGCUUGAGUGCAAGAAAUGGGAGGAUAGUUCCUGCAGAUACUGUAAAUAUGAAUACCGUUUUAAUAAAGCAUGUAAAAUACCAAAUGUGCUGUCAGACUUUAUGUAGAUGCUGUUAAGCUAGUAUUGGUGGCCAGGACUACAUGAAUGAGAAAAAAGAAAUCUUGGAGAUAUUAAAUAUUUUUGCACUGCAAUUGAAUAAAGCUUUACCCAGUUUUUUUUUAAAUGUUAUCACAUAUAAUUCACAACAGAAACGUAACUUAUUUAGGUACAGCUUGGAUGAUUACAUUAUGAGAGCAAACCAGCAUGUAACUCUGAAGCAUAUCUCUAUGUGGAAAUGCUUUGGCUAUCGGUUUUCAUUCCUUUUCCUCAGUGUAUUAACUGCACAGCUUCUUUCGUCUUUUUCAAUAUCCCAUAUAAACUCCAAAACAGAAUCACUUUCUUGAAUGCUUCUUCUCCUAUAAACUAGUCAAUAAACAGCACUAAGCCACUAUUGGCAACCAUUAUUAAUAAAACCAGUAAGACAGCAGUGUGUCUAACAUUACAAAAAAAAUAGCUAGCUGUGAUCUUCAGUCCGUCUGAUAUAAUAGUAUCUCUAAAAAGCAUCAUCCUCUUGCCCAAAAUGACCAAACAGUUCUGGCUCAUGCUCAGGUUGGCUUGUGAGUUGAGUUUGUUAAUAUGGUAGGCACAAAAAUGUUUUCUAUAUCUGCUGUCCCAUAUUUGUUUGUAAACAUUCUGUUGUCAUUUAGUCAUUUGAAAGUGUCUAAACCUCCAUUGAUGAGCCAGUUACAACUUUUCCACUCCAAAAUUUUAUUCCAUAAUUGAAAUUAUGCAGUCUGUUUUGAGAAAUGAACAAUUUGUGUUUUUGAUUUUUUUAAAAAAUAAACUGUUCUGUAGAUACA